AUGGAUCCCAUCGUCUGCAAUAAAUUCGCUGCAGUCGGUAUUGAACCACCACAUGUCGAUUCGCUGAAGCAGAUUAACUCCAUUUUGGCUACUGUUGGAAACUUUUCUUUUGAUGAUACAUUUCUAAGCUCUAUUCAAUACGAACAACUGUCACGACAGAUGCAAGGGAAUCAACCUCUUAUUCGACUUAUCGCUAAGAGUGGUCAGCUUUUGCUAUUGCUCAACAUGUCGUGCCAGUCUAAGAGACAGCUCUGCCAGCUACAUGCUGCCCCCUUAUAUUCUAUGUUAACAGCUUGCGAUAAGUUUCUACUUACGCAUCCGGACUCCGUGCCUCCUGCUAUCGGUCCAGUGGUUAAAUUGUUGCGCAACUGCGGAUUGUCCACUCCCAGAUUGACUUUGUAUAAAACAAAUGUGAUUUAUUCUCCGAACGCUGCUGUCUGCUUGUUAGUGGCUCUUCAUGCUACGAUGCAGCGACUCAAUGGUUAG
Messenger RNA from Strongylus vulgaris, 486 nucleotides. The record is from the annotation of a GenBank genome assembly. Lineage: Eukaryota; Metazoa; Nematoda; Chromadorea; Rhabditida; Strongylidae.